AUACAUACUCACACAACACAUUGUACCUCGACUCAUCAAGUCGCAUUUGAUAGGAAACAUGUCACUCCUGAGAUUAGUCAUUUCCAGCUUCGCCAUCAUAGCUAGCUGUCAAGCUAGCGGAAUUGGUCACCUUGUACCUGCAAUAAAAUCAAUACCGAUCGUUCGGUAUGCUCCGUUCUACAAUUUUCCAAAUGGAGUGAGAUCGAUUCAUGCAGUAGCUCCUCCCGCGCCGGCCUUCGCUCCUGCAUUACCUGCACCAGCACCGCUGCUGCCAGCUCCGUUAGCAGCACCGCUACCUCCAUCUGCCUUACCUGCGCCAUUCCUGCCGGCACCAGCUCCGGUGUUGCCAGUACCCGCAUUCGCUCCUGCACCAGCGCCAGUAUUCGCUCCUGCACCAGCGCCAGUAUUCGCUCCUGCACCAGCGCCAGUAUUCGCUCCUGCACCAGCGCCAGCAUUCGCUCCUGCUCCAGCGCCAGCUUUCGCUCCUGCAUACGCCCCGGCUUUCCGUGUUAUCGCUCAAGCACCUCCAGUCAUCGCUCCCGUGCUUCCAAAAAUAGCUCCUGCUGUCUCAGCCCUUCCCCCUGUCCCUGUUGUAGGACCUACCCAGUUCUUUAGAGCUUUACCCUCUCUCCCAUCCGUUCCGUUUUCACCUAUCGUAAGACCUGUCGCAACAGCGCUCCCGGCGCCUUAUUUCACGCCAGCUGUGGCUUCGGCUCCCGUGGCAGUAGCAAGAGCUCCGAUAGCACUUCCCUAUGCAAGCCACUUUCCCCAUUACUCGAAAUACUUCAGCCCUGCGCCAGUGUUGUCCGGUCCCAUAGUGAAGCAAGUCGCGUGGAAAUGAUUCAAUCUCGAACUCGCCGUGACUCGGGAGUACUGUUAUCUAGUCUAAUUCAGUAGUUCUUAAUAAAUUGUUGUUCGUUGUCAUAAUUUUAAUCUUAAGGCUGU
Papilio xuthus (Asian swallowtail) is the source of this 945-nucleotide messenger RNA. RefSeq lists its product as hypothetical. The transcript has 2 exons. The record is from RefSeq and is a predicted model, not a curated record. Bases 59 to 841 code for a protein of 260 amino acids. NCBI's taxonomy places the organism in Eukaryota, Metazoa, Arthropoda, Insecta, Lepidoptera, Papilionidae.